Molecule: messenger RNA, 216 nt
Organism: Chondrus crispus (carragheen)
Lineage: Eukaryota; Rhodophyta; Florideophyceae; Gigartinales; Gigartinaceae
Exons: 1
Coding region: 1-216 (71 amino acids)
Source: RefSeq, a predicted model, not a curated record
AUGUCUUGCUCUCGCGCCAUUUAUUUGCUCUCGUGCUCUGAUAUCAGCCACUCUGCGUCGCCUCGAGCCAAUAUCAUAGCCUUGACCCAAUAUGGGCCGUCGCAACCGGGGGACAUAAACUACAUAUUGUACAGUGUUCAUUGCACAACUUGCAGUUGCGAUGCAUUUGUGGUGGAGAAGUGUUCUGCACAGUCCCUUCUAUGUCGGUGGAGAUGA